Messenger RNA from Mucor velutinosus, 624 nucleotides. It is a transcript of the gene SPO14, whose product is annotated as Phospholipase D1. Bases 1 to 624 code for a protein of 207 amino acids. Lineage: Eukaryota; Fungi; Mucoromycota; Mucoromycetes; Mucorales; Mucoraceae. The record is from RefSeq and is a predicted model, not a curated record. The transcript has a single exon.
AUGAAAAGCCAACUCUUGGAUCGUAUCUCUUAUUUCUUUUCCUCUUCUUCAUCAUCCUCAUCCUCAACCUCAUUCUCAUCCUCAUUCUCAUCAUCAGAUCAAAGUUGGGGGUUUCCAACUAAAGUUACGACAACAGACUAUUACUGUCACACUGUUCAAAGCACAACACUUGUAUCUAACAAGCUUCGCUGGGCUACCUUCAAUCUUGGCAAAAAGACAUCAAAAAAUACCAAGAAGUGCAAUGGCAUUCCUGCUGCUGAAUGGCUUGCUUCUCCUCUGAAUGCUGACAGCUGCGAUGCUUGCAGACUUACCCGACAAUGUUUUUAUGAUGAAAAAGUAGAAAUUUUGGCACCCUCAGCUUCAACUGCAUCAUUUAUUACAUCUUCAAGUACAACAACCCUACCACAGCAUAUUCCAUAUUACUUUUCAUCGCUAUCGAGCUCACCUUUGCAAUCAGAUCAGAGAAAGCAAAACCAACAGUGCGCCCUUACUCCUCCCACGUCGAUCAAUGAACGAGAAAAAAGUGGAAUUGCCGAGGAGUCAGAGAGAAAGAACACUGACUUUUGUCAUACUUAUAAAAGCUUGAGUAUUCAAAUCUACAAUAAGGAUGACUUUUACGACUAG